AUGCUGGCCGGCGCACUCUGCCGCCUGGCAGCUGACGCUCCCAGGACGUCCCCACACGACAUGCCGCAGCUUGCCCGCUUCCUCCGCCGCUCUCUCCUCGCCCACAAUGCCGCUCGAGUCCCGCAUGCCCGCCCUCUCUCACGCGCCUUCGCAUCCCUUGUCCGUGCCCGCCGGUCCUAUGCUACAACUACGCGCGCUACCGAGCCGACCGAGACAGUGAAGAAGGCCGUCAAGACUGCGGCAGCUAAGAAGCCGGCGCCUAAGAAGACUGCCACGGCCGCAAAGAAGGCAGCCCCCAAGAAGGCUACGGCGACCAAGACUGCGGCAAGCAAAACAGCGAAGAAGCCGGCUGCCAAGAAAGCAACGCCCAAGAAGCGCGUCAAGAAACCUUUGACGGAUGAAGAGAAACUACAGGCCAAGAUCCGCCAACUGCGCGUCAAGGCACUCAAGGAGCCUGUAAGGCCCCGCGCGUAUACGGCUAUAAAUGCCUUUGUCUCUGAAACGCGCGCUUCAAAUUCCAGCUUUACCGAAACUAUCGAGGCGUUCAGGAACUUGACUCCUGCUGAGCUUGAGCACUGGAACCACAUUGCCAACCAACAGAACGCUGCCAGACAAGCCGAGUAUCAGGCAUUUAUCCAUUCCUACACUCCCGAACAGAUAAAGAUUGCAAACAACGCUCGUAGCCAGCUACGGAAGUUGCUUGCGGACAAGCGUAAGCAUACCCCUCCAUAUGCUAAGAAACUUGUGGACGACCGCCAAACCAAGAAGGCGGUGUCUCCCUUCCCAGCCUUUGUGCGAGCCAGGCAUGCCAGUGGAGACUACAAGAACAUCCCUUCGACGGAGGCCAUCAAACUCGCUGCUAAUGAGUGGAAGAGUCUGAGCGCUGCCGAGAAGCAGAAAUACCAGGAUGAGUGGGUAGCUCGGAGGGAUGAUGCUGCUGCAGCUGCAUAA
Alternaria postmessia is the source of this 951-nucleotide messenger RNA. RefSeq lists its product as uncharacterized. The coding region runs from base 1 to 951 and encodes 316 amino acids. The transcript is spliced from 3 exons. The record is from RefSeq and is a predicted model, not a curated record. NCBI's taxonomy places the organism in Eukaryota, Fungi, Ascomycota, Dothideomycetes, Pleosporales, Pleosporaceae.